AUGAACUCUUUUCUUCACUCGGCUGAGGCUAUUUCUCGCGAAUGUAUUCCACCUCUCACGGGAAUUGCACGGCGCUGGAGUUCCCCAUCCGCCCCACUGGAUUGGCAAACUCACAAUAAGCGCUGGGCCGAUGAUAUUUUCCAGGACUACACAACAUCUUCGGGGACCGAUGCAGAUGAACAGAACAAGGCCUGUAGGGAGCUGCAGAAUCUCACUCAAAACUGUCUCGAUCACUUUUACGUUCAAGAAACGCCGCACUGCUUCAUGGCUUGCUCUCACGAUGUCUGCGAAGCAUAUAUGAUCAGCCACUUAAACGACAAUCGCGUUCGAGAACACGCGUGUAGUCAGUGCACCAAGUCGGCGCCUCGAGUGACAGUUGGCAAUACAGAGACGAGACCACGGCCUAGUGAUAAUGCACGCCUUGGUCAGUAUUCUCGAGAGAUUUACGGUAUGAUGCAGGGAGCGGUGUACGACCUCAUGAGCAGUGGAAGAAUCGAGCCGUUCCCGGCAUACACUGAGAUCGAAUACAUCGAAGGGAUAUGUCCCUUCUCUUCAGAGCACGAGCACAUUGCUUCAGCGACAGAACUAAACAGCCACACUGCCAAUCGUCCAAGGGGCAAUCGCCCGCCUCCAUCAGAGUUCGUCAGCACCAUUCCCGUCACCCGUACCUCCUCCAUCGAUGUGCAAAGUCUCGCCGACAAAGUUCCCUCUCCACUUGGCGAUGGGUCGCCGUCCAGCGGUAGCCAUACUAUCAUUUCUACACAACCAUCGACACGACCAUCGACACAACCUUCCUCAGUCGACCUCAGUGCGACACGCAGACAGACUGCAGACUCGCUUGGCGGUAGACGUGUUCGUCGCAUGGAAUCAUGCUACUUCGGUGUCUCUGAGGACCAGACAGAUACAAAUGGGGAAUCUCUCAUCAGCAGGAUGGCAUGCAACUUGAGGGACGGCUAGCAGGUACAGAUAUUGCUGACAGACAUGAGUGCACGCGCUGCAUAACAAAGACUACCCCAGCCAUCACGAUACAAACACGAACACGAAGUAACGAUCCACAUUUCAUCUUUACCUGUGUAGUUACCUCCUCACGAAGCGUAACGGCUCUCCUCUCAUAUUCACUCAUGCGAUUCGAUCCUUAUGAUGGUCCUUUCAAACACUCUGCCAUCGAAAUGAUGCAAUCAUCAUCGACUAACGCGAUACAGAAAUUGCUUUGAUGCUGAUAGGCUAUAUCUCGUGUUUAAAGCUAAUAUUUAGUACGGACGUACAAAAGACCAAUCUUGUAAACUCCGAGUCUAAGUCCGAGUAGGUCGUUCCCUCGUCGUAUCGCUCGGUAGUUUGUGUCAGC
Messenger RNA from Didymella exigua CBS 183.55, 1345 nucleotides. RefSeq lists its product as uncharacterized. The coding region runs from base 1 to 957 and encodes 318 amino acids. The transcript has a single exon. NCBI's taxonomy places the organism in Eukaryota, Fungi, Ascomycota, Dothideomycetes, Pleosporales, Didymellaceae. The record is from RefSeq and is a predicted model, not a curated record.